CAUCUGGUGAUAUCCAUGUGUAGAGUCUUCUCUUGUGUUGUUGGAAGAGGGUGUUUGCUAUGACCAGUGCAUUACAAGCCAGUUCAUGUAAUUUCACUACUUAUAUGGAUUACUUUGAGUAGUCAGAUUUAUAGAGACAGAAAGUAGAAUGUUGGUUGCCUGGGGGAAUAGGAAUUGGAAUUUAAUAGGUACAGAGUCUCAGUUGGAAAAGAUGGAAAAGUUCUAGGGAUAGGUGGUGAUGAUGGUUGCACUAAAUGUAAAAGUCUUUAGAAAAUCCUGCAUUGCUUAAAAAUAUUUGUUUUUAUGUUUACAAAACUGGUGUGAGUUAUAUUAUGCAUGAGAAAUCCAUUUCAGAAAAAGUAAAUACAGGGAUGCUUAAAAAUGCAUACUACUGUUAGAAAUAUAAUCUGACCUUGUGAAUGAGUAGUAUGUUAAUAUUAACUAAUUUUCCCUGUGUUCCCACAGUUGGGUUUCUUUUGUGGUCAUGGCAUCCAAGUAACUUAAAUAUUUAGUCACAGAGAUAUUGUGUUGAAGGGGCAUAAAGCCAGCAUUCCUAGAGUUCUGGAAAAAACUAGAGUGCUGGUUCCUAAAAUAGCCAUAGGAACAUGGAAAAACCACUUAUAUGGUUUAUUUUUUCAGGUGUCAACAGUAUUGCACUCGAUAAUCAACUCAGUUAAAAGAAUGUUUUAUGUGCAUUUCAUCCCCACCUCUUUUUGUACCUUUCAUUAAAAUAUCAAGAUAUAGAGGGGAGAGUGUGAACUUUGGAAUCAGAAAAAAUACAGAUAUCCCAAGUCUCAAACUUACUUAAUAUAUGACUGAAGAAGAGUACAACUGGGAACAACAUAGAAGAUGGAUUGAAAUGGGUAGAGAAUGGUGAUAGAACACCAAAAAGGAGAGAUGCAUUCCUGAAAAGGACAGGCGCCUAGAUCCCUGGGAUUGGAUCAAGUUCUACAGUUGUCUCUCUGAACUUAAGCAUUAUUGAGCCAUUCUAAGCCUCAGUUUGCCGUAUGAAGUUCAUACCUAUCUGGGAAGGGUAGUAUAAAGGCAUUUUAAAAAUAUUUAAUCAUUCAUGAGUUGAGCUUCAUUCUUGAGUCAUGGAUGACAAGGCUUCUGUUGGAAAAAUCAGUGUCUCCUCAGACUCUGUGUCUACUCUUAAUAGUGAAGAUUUUGUCUUGGUUUCCAGGCAAGGAGAUGAGACACCAUCUACAAAUAAUGGAAGUGAUGACGAGAAAACAGGACUCAAGAUUAUAGGGAAUGGAAGUGAACAGCAGCUGCAAAAAGAGCUAGCAGAUGUGCUGAUGGAUCCUCCAAUGGACGACCAGCCAGGGGACAAGGAGCUUGUGGAAAGGUCACAGCUGGAUGGCGAAGGAGAUGGGCCUCUUUCUAAUCAACUCUCAGCUUCAUCCACCAUUAACCCUGUGUCAUUAGUAGGGCUCCAGAAACCAGAGAUGAGCCUGCCAGUGAAACCUGGACAAGGAGAUUCUGAAGGGUCAAGUCCUUUCACACCAGUGGCAGAUGAGGACAGUGUAGUUUUCAGCAAACUAACUUAUUUAGGCUGUGCCUCAGUAAAUGCUCCCAGGAGUGAAGUGGAAGCCUUGAGGAUGAUGUCCAUCUUAAGGGGCCAGUGUCAGAUCUCACUAGAUGUAACCCUGUCAGUGCCGAAUGUAUCUGAAGGAACUGUGAGACUCUUAGAUCCUCAGACAAACACUGAAAUAGCAAACUACCCUAUCUACAAAAUCCUCUUCUGUGUCAGAGGGCAUGAUGGAACUCCUGAGAGUGACUGUUUUGCUUUCACUGAAAGUCAUUACAAUGCAGAGCUCUUCAGAAUACAUGUCUUUCGGUGUGAAAUACAAGAAGCUGUGAGCCGGAUACUUUACAGUUUUGCCACUGCCUUCCGCCGUUCUGCCAAGCAGACCCCACUUUCAGCAACUGCUGCACCUCAGACUCCAGACAGUGACAUCUUUACCUUCUCUGUGUCUCUAGAAAUAAAAGAAGAUGAUGGUAAAGGUUAUUUUAGUGCAGUUCCUAAAGAUAAAGACAGACAGUGCUUUAAACUCCGACAAGGAAUUGAUAAGAAGAUUGUCAUCUAUGUGCAACAAACAACUAAUAAAGAACUUGCCAUUGAAAGAUGUUUUGGUCUUCUCCUUAGCCCAGGGAAAGAUGUACGAAAUAGUGACAUGCACUUGUUAGAUUUGGAAUCUAUGGGCAAAAGUUCAGAUGGAAAGUCCUAUGUUAUUACUGGGAGCUGGAAUCCAAAAUCCCCACAUUUUCAAGUUGUAAAUGAAGAAACUCCUAAAGAUAAAGUGCUGUUUAUGACCACAGCUGUUGAUUUGGUAAUAACAGAAGUACAGGAGCCUGUUCGCUUUCUUCUAGAGACAAAAGUCCGAGUUUGCUCACCUAAUGAAAGAUUAUUCUGGCCCUUCAGCAAACGUAGUACUACUGAAAAUUUCUUUUUGAAACUAAAACAGAUAAAGCAAAAGGAGAGAAAGAACAAUACUGACACUUUAUACGAAGUUGUAUGCUUGGAAAGUGAAUCAGAGAGAGAGAGGAGGAAAACUACAGCCAGUCCCUCUAUUCGCCUGCCACAGUCAGGAUCGCAGAGUUCAAUGAUACCUUCUCCUCCAGAAGAUGAUGAAGAGGAAGAUAACGAUGAGCCUCUCUUGAGUGGAUCUGGUGAUGUAUCCAAAGAAUGUGCAGAAAAAAUUCUUGAAACAUGGGGAGAACUGCUGUCUAAAUGGCAUCUCAACUUGAGCGUGCGGCCAAAGCAGUUGUCAUCCUUAGUAAGAAGCGGUGUUCCUGAAGCUCUUCGAGGAGAAGUCUGGCAGCUCCUAGCAGGGUGUCACAACAAUGACCACCUGGUAGAAAAAUACCGAAUUCUCAUCACUAAGGAGUCUCCCCAGGACAGUGCUAUCACUCGUGAUAUUAACCGGACAUUCCCAGCCCAUGACUACUUUAAGGACACAGGAGGAGAUGGACAAGAUUCUUUAUAUAAAAUAUGCAAGGCUUAUUCUGUGUAUGAUGAAGAGAUUGGCUAUUGCCAAGGCCAGUCAUUUCUCGCUGCUGUUCUGCUUCUCCAUAUGCCUGAGGAACAAGCAUUCAGUGUUCUGGUCAAGAUCAUGUUUGACUAUGGUCUCAGGGAACUUUUCAAACAAAACUUUGAAGAUUUGCAUUGCAAAUUUUACCAGUUGGAGCGCCUCAUGCAGGAAUACAUCCCUGACCUGUACAACCACUUCCUGGACAUAAGCCUUGAAGCGCACAUGUAUGCCUCCCAGUGGUUUCUUACGCUCUUCACUGCGAAAUUCCCUCUCUACAUGGUCUUCCAUAUCAUCGACCUGCUUUUAUGUGAGGGAAUAAGUGUUAUAUUUAACGUCGCCCUUGGGUUAUUAAAGACUUCCAAAGAUGACUUGCUACUGACAGACUUUGAAGGUGCCCUGAAAUUCUUCAGGGUUCAGCUUCCUAAGAGAUACCGCUCAGAAGAAAAUGCAAAAAAACUAAUGGAACUAGCUUGCAACAUGAAGAUUAGUCAGAAGAAGUUGAAAAAAUAUGAAAAAGAGUAUCACACCAUGAGGGAACAGCAGGCCCAACAAGAAGACCCCAUCGAGCGAUUUGAGCGAGAGAAUAGGCGCCUGCAAGAAGCUAACAUGAGGUUGGAACAGGAAAAUGAUGACUUAGCCCAUGAGCUGGUGACCAGCAAGAUUGCACUGCGAAAAGACCUGGAUAACGCUGAGGAAAAGGCAGAUGCACUGAACAAGGAGCUGCUUAUGACCAAACAAAAGUUGAUUGACGCAGAGGAAGAGAAAAGAAGGCUGGAAGAAGAGUCUGCUCAGUUAAAAGAAAUGUGCCGUCGGGAACUGGACAAGGCAGAAUCCGAGAUUAAAAAAAACAGCUCUAUCAUUGGCGACUACAAGCAGAUUUGCUCUCAGUUGAGUGAAAGGUUGGAGAAGCAGCAGGCUGCUAAUAAAGUGGAGAUUGAGAAAAUUCGGCAAAAAGUAGAUGACUGUGAACGCUGCCGGGAAUUUUUCAACAAAGAAGGGCGCAUAAAGGGCAUGGGCUCAGCUAAGGAAGUUGUGGAUGAGGAUACAGAUGAGGAGAAGGAAACACUCAAGAACCAGCUGAGAGAGAUGGAGCUGGAACUGGCACAGACCAAGCUGCAGCUGGUGGAAGCGGAGUGUAAGAUCCAGGACUUGGAGCACCAUUUAGGCCUUGCCCUCAACGAGGUCCAGGCAGCCAAGAAGACGUGGUUUAACCGAACACUGAGCUCCAUAAAGACGGCAACCGGGGUUCAAGGGAAAGAGACUUGUUGAGAGCAGCUGCUGCCUCCAGACCCUUUGGAAAACAUGACACCUUUUGUUGCCUUCUUUGGCCAGAUGUGUGAUUCUGUGACAUGCCCCAGGACAGAAUGUCCGCAAGUCAGAUCCAUAGAAGCCUGUUGGGAGGUCACUGUGGACCAGAGCUCGUGAGGCCCUCCUCAGUGCUGAUACUAACAGGCCCGCCGACUCGCCUGCCGCUCUGGACGCUCCGAACGUCACUCCUCCAUGUGACCUCCGGCCUCUUCCCAGUUAGGUCAGCUCAUACCCAGCCCAGCAUCCGAGUUGACGUUAUCAGAGUUUGGGGAUCUUCAGGCUGUUGGUUUUUUUCUAAACCUUUAAUUUUUUUUUUUAAAUACACACACACAUACAAAAAAUAUAUAUAUAUAUAUAUAAAUAUAUAUAUAUAUAGGGGGAUGUAGGGCAGGGGAUCAGUAACUCAAGUACCUGCUCCAGUGCCAGCAGAGGGUCCUCUGUGUAGACAUGGAGAAGCACUUUGUUUAAAUAGGAGGGUUUCAUGCUUGUAGUUGAAGCCACCUAGUUUUGUUAAACUCUACAAUGCACAGGUUUUGGUUUGGCAUUACUCACAUGUUUCUGAUCAAUUCUAUGCAACUCUCAUAGUUUCUGUUGUUUUUAUUGUUAGCUGCCAAAUGACUCCACAGCGCUGGGGUGGGUGACUUGACCGACUAUGAGACUGGAUUAAUCAUAACGUGGACAAAUCUUAUUUUGCUUAAUGUGUCUGUGUGUGUGUGUGUGUGUGUGUAUGUGUGUGUGUGUGUGUGUGUGUGUGUAUGUGUGUAUAGAUAUCUUUUUCCCAAUGCACCCAACUGACAGUGUUUAAAUCCCAGACUAGGACUGAUCUGCACAGCGCUGGGGUGGGUGACUUGACCGACUAUGAGACUGGAUUAAUCAUAACGUGGACAAAUCUUAUUUUGCUUAAUGUGUCUGUGUGUGUGUGUGUGUGUGUGUGUGUGUGUGUGUGUGUGUGUGUAUAGAUAUCUUUUUCCCAAUGCACCCAACUGACAGUGUUUAAAUCCCAGACUAGGACUGAUCUGCACAAGUUAAUUACGUGGUUAUUUGGGCACUUACUUCAUUCAAGGUUUGUCGGGCUCUGCUCUCCACCCUGCUGGUGUGAGAGCUGUGAAGAGCACCUUCAUGUCAAGGUUCCUAGUGUUUUUGCACAACAGGUUGUACAAGUGAGAAAGACUUUGAGUUCUGUGUGUGUGAAAGAGAGAGUGUGAAUGUAAGGCUGUGCAGACACAUGCCAAGAGGCCCGCGUCCUGCUGGCCUGUGUCCCCGCCUGCCUGGGCCCUCCCUGGGGUGAGGCCAGUGCCAGCCUUGCUCUUCGGAUGGGCUGCAGGUUCUCACUUCAAAACUAUAGAAUGGGGGUUUUAGCACCUUUUUAAAAAAAAUAACUUUAGACUUUUAAUUUAUAUAGUGAUAACGCUGACAGGCUGUCUCGCAGAUGAUUCUGCCGUCUUCUCUGCGUGCAGUGUGGAGUAGCUGGUUACAAGAGGCACUGGUUUGUAUAUAAAGAGACUUGGGUGGUUUUGUAUCUCUUUUUCCCUGUUGGCUCUAUUAACACUUGCUGAGGUCAUCUGUGAUAAGGGAGGUAACAAGCGGCAACCCCUGAUCCCCCCAGACCAUCCCCUCCACUGCUGUCUGUGUCCUUCUUGUUCAGUUACCAAAACAGCUAUGCGCCCAUCUAAAACUAGGUGUGUGGACAUCGUGCCAGGGUAGUUUCAGUGUGUCAACUCUAUGAAUUGAAAUAUAAACCAGUAAAAUUGUAUUACUGUUUCUUUUGUUGGUUUUAUUUUAACAGCAUAUUCAUUAAAUAUUUUGGUACAAACAGCA
Bubalus bubalis (water buffalo) is the source of this 6161-nucleotide messenger RNA. It is a transcript of the gene RABGAP1, whose product is annotated as RAB GTPase activating protein 1. The record is from RefSeq and is a predicted model, not a curated record. Bases 1095 to 4304 code for a protein of 1069 amino acids. Lineage: Eukaryota; Metazoa; Chordata; Mammalia; Artiodactyla; Bovidae. The transcript is spliced from 27 exons.